AUGUAUUACACUAUAUAUACCCCCAAGAUCAUUCUUCGCACAUUGGUGUACGCGUGCAGCGUUGAAACAUUCAAGCGUGCUCUGAAUAGCCAUUUCGUGAGUGAUGUUUCUGGUGUUGAGAGGCGAAAUGAAUCAUUCCCACAUGCGGUGAAGGAGCGUAGGAUGCUUCGACGCCACCCUCUUGUCUGCCUGCGAACAGAGCAGCCAGCUGCGUGUCGGGAGGCCGAACGAGAGCGCCUUUUAUAUAUUUUUGAUGAAUAUUGUACAUUUCUCAACGAGUAUCAUUGUUUGUUGCAGGACAAGCUCCUGACGAAACUAGAAGAAAAUGAGCCAGAGUUGGCGACAUCGCAAGAAGAUGAGUGCGUGAUCUGCGUGAACGCCAAGGCGACGAUGCAGACGUCGCCGUGCGGCCACCGCGUCGUGUGCCGCAAGUGCUUCGUGAAGACGAUCCAGAUGGCCGUGUCGCAGCGCCUGCUGCCGCUGCGCUGCGUCAUCUGCCGCGCCAAGAUCCUGCGCCUCAAGCAGCAGCACUGCGGCGGCGGCGGCGGCGCAGGAGGCGGCAGCGGCGCGGGCGGCCACCACGCGCACCACGCGCACGCGCACGCGCACCACGCCCACCACGGCCUGCUGCCGGCGUCCGCCUCGCAGUACUCGGUGGGCGCCGCCUCCGUGCCCGCCUCCGCCUCGCUCUACUCCAUGUCGUCGGGCGCCUCCUCGCUCUCCGGCGUGUCUUCCGUGAGCUCGGCGACGAGCGCGAGCGGCGUGUCGGCGCGCUCCACCAAGUCAGCGUCGGCGGCGUCCACCGUGGGCAGCGGCCGCCUGGGCUUCCCGCGCCAGCCCACGGGCUCCCUGCGCCGCUCCCAGGCGCAGGCCAUGAAGGUCAGCGCGCCCGCGCCCGCGCCCGCAACG
Molecule: messenger RNA, 909 nt
Organism: Gryllus bimaculatus (two-spotted cricket)
Lineage: Eukaryota; Metazoa; Arthropoda; Insecta; Orthoptera; Gryllidae
Source: the annotation of a GenBank genome assembly